Messenger RNA from Quercus robur (English oak), 4467 nucleotides. RefSeq names its product protein OBERON 4. The transcript is spliced from 2 exons. The record is from RefSeq and is a predicted model, not a curated record. NCBI's taxonomy places the organism in Eukaryota, Viridiplantae, Streptophyta, Magnoliopsida, Fagales, Fagaceae. Gene Ontology annotation, cellular component: nucleus. The coding region runs from base 407 to 4174 and encodes 1255 amino acids.
CAAAAACCCAAUCCUUUUCACACUUUUCUUAUGCCCCCCUUCCACGCACUUUGCGUAUCCAACUCUCUCUCUCCCUCUCAGUAGUUAAACUGCGUUGACUCCUCAUUUCUUUAUUACCCAUUAUGCCCUCACCCAGUCCUCACAUUUUACACCGGCGUACCACGAACCAAAUAUCCCACCAUCUUUUAUGGCAGUUUCUGUAAUUUCGGCGUAAUCUCUGGGCUUUACAAUACCAAAUCUAAUUAAUUAGAAACAACAACAACGCCACCUCUUCGUAGCUCUGAAGCUGAAACCAAAAAAAACCCUAAGAGAUAGAGAGAGAGAGAGAGAGGGGGGGUAGUUCUCGUAAAUAUUGCAUGAGUUUUGGGCAAAAGAGAAAGAGGCGAAGAAGAAGAGGAAGAGGAAGAUGAAGAGGUUGAGGUCUAGUGAAGAUCUCGAUUCGUACGGCGACAAAUGCAAGGAUCCGAACCCGAGUUUGAAUCCGAACCCGAGUUCGAAUUCGAACCCGAGCCGUUCCUCUUCGCAGUAUCGGACUAGCUUCUACCACAAGUCGGAGAAUGUGCGGAAGGGCGGGUUGGUUUCCUCGUCGUCGGCGGCGGCGGUGGCUUCAUCGAGGUACGACCGGGAUCGGUCGUCCGGCGGGGACGAUGAUCGGGAGGUGUCGAGGGUGGUGAGGAAGAGAUCGGAGCAUGAUUUCGAUGGGUUCGAUAGGAGGAAGGGGUUCGAUCGGUAUAGUGGAGAGAGUAGAGGAGGUGGCGGAGGUUACGAUCGGAGUUUGAUUCACCGGUCGGAGAGUUUCUGCGGCGGUGGUUCGUCGACUUCGCUGUCUUUGUCUUCGUCGAGGAGGGAGUUUCCGAAGCGGUUUAGAUCGGAGCGGUCGUCUUCGGGUUCGGAUCCGUCGAGACGAGAAGGGAGCGUGUCGUCGUGGCGGCGGUUCGGUAACAAUGGGAAUAAGGAUUCGGAGGAGAGGAGUAGAAUUGGAUUGAGGGAUGUGAAGUCGCCGACUUGGUCUAGGGAUUCGGGGGCGAGCGAGCAAUCGAGGAUGGUUAGGGUUUCGGCGGCUUCGACGGUGACGGCUAAUACGGUUUCGAAUUCAGGUUCGUCGCCGUUACGAACGGUGUCGAGAUCGGAUUCGAGGGCAGUGGCUGCGACGAAGGAGAAUUCGGCUUAUUCGAAUAAGUCGAAAUCGAAAUCAAAGUCGCCGACUUGGUCGAGGGAAUCGGGUGCGAGUGAGCAAUCAAAGAGAAUGGAUGUGGAGAUGGCGAAGAAGAGUGAGGAGCCUCAAGUUGAGAGUGGAAGUAGUAGCGAAAUGGAGGAAGGAGAGCUCGAGCCGGAACCAGAACCCGAACAGGAGCCAGAGCCUGAGCCAGAACCAGAACUGGAAUCGAACCUCAAAGCUGAGGCUGAAGCUGAAAUCGAAUCGGUUAUUGAGAAUAAGGAGGAUGGGGUGAAAGUAUUGAGUAAAGAAGAAGAGAGAGAGGUGCAAAAUAAGGACAGUGAUAGUGAGGUGAAAGAUGUGGAGAAAGAAGAUGAUAAAGUUGAUGAAUUGAGCAGUGGAAGCGAGGACGGGGACGAGGCUGAGGCAGGGAAUGAUGAAGGUUGUGGUGGUGAUGAUAAGGAAGAGUGUGUGAGGGAAGAUGGGGAGUGUGUUGAGGAGGAAGGAAAGAAUGAUGGGGUUGUUGAUGAUGAUGACGACGAAAAGUCUUUGGGGUCAGAAGAGGAGUGUGAUAAACAAGACAAGGGUGUGAGCAUAGAUCUUGAAGCCAAGGUAGAGGAUGUGGAAAUGGAAGUGGAAGUGAAAGAAGCACAGGAGUUGGAUAAGGAAGUUGGGGAAGAAAAUGGAGGAGAGGGUGAAGUGAAUAUGGGAAGAGAAAGAGAGGAGGGUUUAAGUCAGAAUUUCAAGGAUAAGGGGAAAAGUGUGUCGAUUGAACCAACCCAUGUUGCAGAUUCUGCUGAAGAUGGUGUAUGGAUGGAGAGGGAAUCGAGGGAGUUUGAGAGGGAUAGUGAUGAUAUGGAAGGACCUAGUACUCGGGGGUUUGAGUUGUUUAGUACAUCUCCCGUUAGAAGGGAGGAGAAGAAUGAUCAAUCCGGUGCUAAUAGGCCGAAGGAAGAGAAGCUGGUGUUGGAACCGUUUGAUCUUUCGUUAAGCUUACCGAAUGUUUUGUUACCGAUUGGUGCUGCUCAGGAUACAAUUCAAGCAGCUCCCGGUUCACCUAGUCAAGCCAGGAGUGUUCAGUCCAUGAGUACUACAUUUCGUACUAAUUCAGAUGGAUUUACUGCAUCAAUGUCUUUUUCAGGUUCUCAGUCGUUUUUCCACAACCCCAGCUGUUCUCUGACACAAAAUUCGAUGGACAACUUUGAACAAUCGGUUGGCAGCCGCCCCAUAUUUCAGGGAAUCGAUCAAGCUUCUCAGGGAGCUUGGCAGGGACAGUCUCAGAAUGAGUCUAAGCCUAAAGAUGUCCCUCUAUAUCAGAGAAUCUUGAUGAAUGGAAAUGGCUCUCUUAAUCAGUCUCAAGUAUUACAAGGCAUUUCGAAUGGUCAAGCUGUGCAAGGACAACAUCAUAGGGGUUUAGAAGGAAGCUCUAAAAUGGGCAAUGGACUAGAAAGGCAGUUGAGCUUUCAUAGGCAGCAGUCGUUCAACGAUGAUGUUAGAUCGCCUUCGCAAAGUGUAGGGUCUCAUGAUAUUGGAUCAAAUUAUAGUUAUGACAAGAAGCGGAGAAUGAGGGAAAAGAGUAGUGGUAGUUUAUAUAGGAGUAGUGGCCAGAAGGAGUUUGAAUACAGUGGUGGUGGAGCUGAAUAUGUUGAGAAAAUCAUUGCCAAGAUAGUUGAGGAACCGGUACAUGUAAUGGCUAGGAAAUUUCAUGACAUGACAACACAGGCCAUAGUGCGUCUGAAAGAGAGCAUCACCGAUACCAUGUUGAGUGUUGAUAAGCAAAAGCAACUCGUUGAUUUUCAGAAAGCUCUGCAGAACAAGUCUGAUAUAACCUUGGAGACACUACAGAAAUCCCACCGGGCUCAACUGGAAAUCUUGGUCGCUUUGAGAACUGGUCUUCCGGAAUACCUUCAGCUAGACGACAGUGUUACGAAUGCUCAUUUGGCGGAGGUAUUUCUCAACUUAAAAUGCAGAAAUCUAGCCUGUAAGAGUUCUUUGCCUGUGGAUGAAUGUGAUUGCAAGGUUUGUGUGCAGAAGAAAGGUUUUUGCAGUGCUUGCAUGUGUCUUGUGUGUUCAAAGUUUGACAUGGCAAAUAAAACAUGUAGUUGGGUUGGUUGUGAUGUUUGUCUUCAUUGGUGCCAUACGGAUUGUGCGUUACGAAAAUCUUAUAUUAUAAAUGGAAGAAGUGCAAAAGGGGCUUAUGGGACGACGGAGAUGCAGUUUCAUUGUAUUGCCUGUGAUCAUCCUUCAGAGUUGUUUGGCUUUGUGAAUGAGGUUUUUCAAAGUUUUGUAAAGGAAUGGACAGCUGAAACUCUUUCCAGAGAACUUGAUUAUGUGAAGAGAAUUUUUCGUGACAGCAAGGAUAUGAGAGGGAGACGGCUUCAUGAAAUUGCUGAUCAGAUGCUGGUACGAUUGGCAAAUAAGUUGGACCUUCCUGAGGUUUGCAGUCAUAUCUUGGCUUUCCUUCGUGAAGCCGAAACUCCCAAGUUAGGCAAGAUGCCAAUCUCAUCUGGCAAUGAACAAGGUAAAGAAAGCAAUGGGAUUGCUGGGACGAGCCAGGAUCCCAGUUGGCUAAAAGCUGUUUAUUCAGAGAAGGCGCCUCAGUUGGACAGGGCACCUGUUGUAUUUCCUAGAUUCAGUUAUGACCAGAUUGAUAAACGCACUUUGGAGACUGAGUUGCAGACAAGUAUUCAAAAGGAGCCCAUGUUUGAUGAAUUGGAGAGUCUUGUGAGAAUCAAAGAGGCAGAGGCUAAAAUGUUCCAAGCCCGUGCUGAUGAAGCGAGAAGAGAAGCUGAGGGCCUAAAGCGCAUUGCCAUUGCAAAGAAGGAAAAAACUGAAGAGGAGUAUACAGGUCGAUUCACAAAGUUGCGUUUGGCUGAGGCUCAAGAAAUGCGUAAACAAAAAUACGAAGAAGUCCAGGCUCUAGACAGAGCACAUCGAGAGUACCAUGAUAUGAAGAGGAGGAUGCAAGCAGAUAUUAAAGAUCUGUUACUGAAAAUGGAAGCUACAAGACAAUCUUGAUUUGUGAUUAGCCGAUCAGUAGGUCUUUCUAUAGAAUUGUCAUCUUCUCAGGUAAUUGUACCCUUCCUGCUGAAGGUUCUAUGUUGUAUUAUAACAUCAUGUGUCCUAUCUGUUAUAGUUCAUGAUCAGUAGGUGAAUUUUCUGUUCUAGGUUCUGUUUUUCUUUUUUCUUUUUCUUUUUAUCAGCUGCUAACCAGAAUCUGUACAGAGAUUGCAACAUCUCUUUAUAUCUCUUUGUAUGAUGAAAGGUUUCCCCUUUAGUGAAGCAAUAUGAAAGAGAUUAUUUUACAUCAA